AUGUGUGAGCGGCUUGGCAUGACUAUUAUCUGCCUCCAGCCAUUCUCCAUGUACGAAGGCCUGCUGGACCGGGCCGAGUCCGACCGUAUGCUCAACGAUAAGCUGCCCAAGUGGUUCACACUCGCGCGAGCUCUUGGAACCGAUAUGAUCCAGGUUCCCUCCAACUUCCUCGGCCCAGACCCCAAGACUGGUGCACCCCGGACAACGGGCGACCGCGCCGUCAUCGUGCGUGACCUGCAGCGCCUUGCAGACUUGGGUGCUGGUGCUGGCUUCCGAUUCGUCUACGAGGCUCUGUGCUGGGGCGAUCAUGUCGAUACCUGGGAGGCUUCCUGGGAGGUCGUCCGCGACGUUAACCGUCCUAACUUUGGACUCUGCUUAGACUCGUUUAACAUUGCCGGUCGUGUAUAUGCCGACCCGGCUUGCCCUACCGGUUGCACUCCUAAUGCUGCCGCUGACCUCGCUGCUUCCCUUGACCGUCUGCGUAAGGCGAACAUUGACCCCGCGAAGAUCUUCUACGUUCAACUCGUUGAUGGUGAACGUUUGACUGCUCCUCUUGACGAGAAGCACCCCUUCCACGUGCCAAACCAGCCUGUCCGCAUGAACUGGUCCCGCAACGCCCGUCUCUUCCCCUUCGAGGAGUCCCGUGGUGGAUACCUGCCUAUUGUCGACGUUGCCCGUGUAUUUUUCGAGGACCUUGGCUUCAAGGGCUGGGUCUCGCUCGAGCUUUUCAGCCGCACCCUUGCCGACCCCGACCCAUUUACGCCCGCUGACCAUGCCCGUCGUGGUAUCGACUCCUAUAACAAGGCUGCUCAAUUAUUUAACUUUGAAGAAAAGGAACAGAAGAGCUUCAGUUUUACUCCUGUUCCGGAGCCUUCUUCUCCUGUCCAGCACCGUCUGUAA
This is a messenger RNA of Penicillium waksmanii, 900 nucleotides long. RefSeq names its product sugar phosphate isomerase/epimerase family protein. Lineage: Eukaryota; Fungi; Ascomycota; Eurotiomycetes; Eurotiales; Aspergillaceae. Bases 1 to 900 code for a protein of 299 amino acids. The record is from RefSeq and is a predicted model, not a curated record. The transcript has a single exon.